AUGGUUACUAUGGAGGAAUUUAACAGUCACGCUGAAAAAGUUAAAAAGCUUAAAACAAAACCUAAUGAUAAUGAUCUCCUCGAACUUUACGGCUUGUACAAACAAGCUACAGUUGGUGACAACAAUACAUGUAUUUGCAGCGAAGAAGCCAAAACUUUGUACGUGAAUAAAGCUAGAUGCCUUAUUGAAAAAUAUGGACUGGAAUCAUAA
Schistosoma mattheei is the source of this 210-nucleotide messenger RNA. The record is from the annotation of a GenBank genome assembly. Lineage: Eukaryota; Metazoa; Platyhelminthes; Trematoda; Strigeidida; Schistosomatidae.